Messenger RNA from Artibeus jamaicensis (Jamaican fruit-eating bat), 1749 nucleotides. It is a transcript of the gene DYTN, whose product is annotated as dystrotelin. Gene Ontology annotation, molecular function: zinc ion binding. Lineage: Eukaryota; Metazoa; Chordata; Mammalia; Chiroptera; Phyllostomidae. The transcript is spliced from 12 exons. The record is from RefSeq and is a predicted model, not a curated record. The coding region runs from base 1 to 1749 and encodes 582 amino acids. Gene Ontology annotation, cellular component: plasma membrane. Gene Ontology annotation, biological process: synaptic signaling.
AUGGACCCAGACAAACAAGAUGCUCUUAACAGUACUGAGAAUUCCAUUUAUAGAACAGCCUUCAAAUUACGGUCUGUGCAAACCAUGUGUCAAUUGGACUUGAUUGACAGCUCUCAGGUUCAGCACGUCCUACUGCGUCAGAGUUUCUGGGAAGCAAAAGAGAGCCCCCUCUCCGUAAAGCAUCUUUCCCAGGCCAUCCAGGAGCUAUUCCAGGGAGUCAGGGUGGAAGCGCCAGGACAGGUGCACCCCAGAGCCUCGGAACUCACUCUGAGCCUUCUCACGAUGAUAUAUGACAGCAUGGGAACGGGUUUUCUCAAGCUCGCACCUGCGGCCGCUGCCCUGAUUGCUCUCUCAGGGGACAGCCCUCUUACAAAAUACAGAGCUCUUUUUCAGCUCUAUGCGGAAAAUAACAGGGGAGGUUAUGAUUCUGGGGCACGCAUGACUCGAAGGGUUUUGAGAAACCUACUAACAGAUCUACAGCAGAUCCCAGCCGUCGUGGGCGAGAGUCGUGCUCUGGGCUCUGUGGAAAGGGCUGUACGCAGUUGCUUCCGAGGGGUGCUGAGCCCAGCGAUCAAAGAAGAGAAAUUCCUAUCUUGGUUACAGUCCGAGCCUCCCCUCCUCCUGUGGCUCCCGACCUGCCACCAGUUGUCAGCCGCUGAAACGGUCACUCAUCCUGUUCGGUGUAGAAUAUGCAGGAACUUCCCAAUCACGGGACGGAGAUACCGCUGUCUCAAGUGUCUCGACUUCGACAUCUGCCAGCUGUGCUUCUUAUCUGGCCUGCACAGCAAGUCCCACCAGAAGUCUCAUCCUGUGAGUGAGCACCGCGUCCAGAUGUCCGCAAAGGAGAACACGAAGCUCCUCCUCAGGGCCGUCAGAAACAACCUGGUCCACAUGGGCUGUCGGAGGAAGCAAGCUGGGAGAAGGCAGUGGCUGCGGGACCGGGUGAAUCCAAAGGACACGAGUGACCUCGCACAGGCCAGGCUCCUCAAAAAACAGUUAAACCGACACAAAGACAAGCUGCGAGCCAUAUAUGCCUCCCAAGAAGAAAAAAGUUGCAGGUUUGAAAUAAAGAUUCAUGAACUCACAGCCAGCCAGCACAAUCUGUGGACCAGGCUACAGCAAAUGGGGCAGAAUUUACAGGCAAUGUUACAGCCACCCCAUUCAUCUUCUUCUUGUCAAAAUAUGGUUUCCAAGAGUGACCAUGGAAUGGGUGAAUGGUUUGGGAAGGAAGAAGAUUCUUCUGGGAUCAAGAAUGCCAUUGAGGAUGGCUCAGAAUGGGAACCUCUUUCUAACCCCACUGUGGCUGACAGAAGUCAACAAAGUCAAACAAAAGUAGAGGAUGCUUUACCAAAGUCAGAAUCAUCACAAGCCAUUUUGCAGCCGUCUUCAAUGCAAAGCACCAGGGCACAAAGCAAAACACGAGAGACCGCUAGGGAAAUCUUUAGCUCCUCCCCCAGUUCCCAGGAGGGACCACUGCAGGACACCCUCCAGAUUAAUUCUGCUGAAAUAAACAGUCCUAAUCUGGCACCCAUGGAAAGGAGAGAGACAGUUAACAUCCAGGAGGAAAAGGAUGAGCUGGAGGAGGAGGAACUGCAAGAAUUGUUAUCAGAACUUAUGGAUGCCUUCACUCUAGAAAUGCCAUCAGACCCACAGUCUUCAGUAAAUGUGGACCUGUAUUGUGGAGCUGAGCGAGUAGGCAGGGCCUUCUCUGCCCUUGUUGAUCAAAUCACCCUGGCGAACUUGAAGUGA